UUGUCCUAUGAAAUUACUGUUCAGGUUCUAUACAUCACUUUCCCAAUUCGACGUGAUAAUGGCGAAUUUGAAGUGAUUGAAGCAUGGCGUGCUCAGCACUCUGAGCACCGAACACCCACAAAAGGUGGUAUCCGUUACUCAAUGGAUGUCUGUGAAGAUGAGGUCAAAGCCUUGUCUGCUCUGAUGACAUACAAAUGUGCGGCUGUCGAUGUACCAUUUGGUGGAGCUAAAGGAGGUGUCAAGAUCGACCCAAAACAAUAUACUGACUAUGAAAUUGAGAAGAUCACCCGACGUAUUGCUAUCGAAUUCGCUAAGAAGGGAUUCCUUGGGCCCGGAGUCGAUGUGCCAGCACCUGAUAUGGGAACUGGAGAACGUGAAAUGGGAUGGAUUGCUGACACCUAUGCACAGACCAUUGGACAUCUUGAUAGAGAUGCAUCCGCUUGCAUCACUGGAAAACCCAUUGUUGCCGGUGGUAUUCAUGGACGUGUAUCAGCAACUGGACGAGGUGUUUGGAAGGGUCUUGAGGUGUUCACCAAAGAACCGGAGUACAUGAACAAGGUUGGACUUUCACUUGGAUUGGAAGGAAAGACCAUUAUCAUUCAAGGUUUUGGUAAUGUCGGACUUCACACUAUGCGUUAUUUGCACAGAGCUGGAGCCAAGGUUAUCGGAGUACAAGAAUGGGAUUGCGCCGUUUUCAAUCCUGAUGGUAUUCAUCCCAAGGAACUCGAGGACUGGAGGGAUGAGAAUGGUACCAUCAAGAACUUCCCCAAGGCCAAGAACUUCGAACCCUUCGCAGAACUCAUGUAUGAGCCAUGCGACAUUUUCGUACCAGCCGCCUGUGAAAAGGCUAUUCACAAAGAGAACGCCAACAGGAUCCAGGCCAAGAUCAUCGCUGAGGCAGCUAAUGGUCCAACCACCCCAGCCGCUGACAAGAUCCUUCUUGAGCGUGGGAACUGCUUGAUCAUCCCUGACAUGUUCAUCAACUCUGGUGGUGUGACUGUGUCAUACUUCGAAUGGCUGAAGAACCUCAACCACGUCUCUUAUGGUCGUCUUAGUUUCAAAUAUGAAGAAGACUCAAACAGAAUGCUUUUGCAAUCCGUACAAGAGUCCUUGGAGAAGGCUCUUAACAAGGAAGCUCCAGUGCAUCCCAAUGACGAGUUCACGGCCAGGAUUGCUGGAGCAAGUGAAAAGGAUAUCGUACAUUCCGGUCUAGAGUACACGAUGACCCGCUCGGGUGAAGCCAUUAUUCGCACAGCCCGAAAGUACAACUUGGGCUUGGAUAUCCGCACAGCGGCUUAUGCAAAUUCUAUUGAAAAAGUAUAUAAUACCUACAGAACUGCCGGUUUCACAUUUACUUAG
Messenger RNA from Haemonchus placei, 1359 nucleotides. NCBI's taxonomy places the organism in Eukaryota, Metazoa, Nematoda, Chromadorea, Rhabditida, Trichostrongylidae. The record is from the annotation of a GenBank genome assembly.